AUGAUAUUCACGGCGUCCUGGAUCAUCGCCGGCGGUCUUAUCUGUCAUACUCGUUCCAUCGCACCUUCCACAUACUCCCGUAGUUUUACAACUCGGAGUGCCCGGCCUCUGACUUCCCUGCGCGCAAGUACAGAGUCACCUGCUGCACUCCGGCAGCUGCGGGCAUUCACCAAGGUCGCGUCAACAUGGAAUAAAACACAAACAGCACCUAAUGCCGAGGCAUACCUAAAGAGCGGUGUCAUUUCUGGCGCACAAGAUUUGGUCGAUGUCAAGAAAGUUCUAGUCAUUGGUAGUGGUGGUCUAAGCAUUGGUCAAGCCGGAGAGUUCGACUACUCAGGUUCUCAGGCACUCAAGGCUUUGAAGGAAGCUGGCGUCAAGUCCGUCCUUCUCAACCCUAACAUUGCUACCAUCCAGACGUCGCACGUGCUCGCCGAUGAGAUCUACUACCUGCCCGUAACUCCCGAAUACGCCGAAUAUGUCAUCCAGAAGGAGAGGCCUGAUGGCAUCUUCCUCAGUUUUGGUGGCCAAACUGCGCUGAACUUGGGUGUACAGAUGGACGCCAAGGGUAUCUUCGAGAAGUACAACGUCAAGGUGCUUGGAACAAGCGUUCAGACCCUCAAGACUAGCGAGGACCGUGACCUAUUCGCACGUGCUUUGGACGAGAUCAACAUCCCCAUUGCCAAGUCUAUUGCCGUUUCCACAGUCGAUGAAGCAUUGGAUGCAGCCGAGAAGGUUGGAUACCCCAUUAUCGUUCGUGCUGCGUAUGCGCUCGGUGGUCUUGGCUCAGGUUUCGCGAACAACCCCGAGGAGUUGAAGAACCUGUCGGCUCGUUCGCUCACCCUCUCACCCCAGAUCUUGGUCGAGAAGUCGCUCAAGGGCUGGAAAGAGGCCGAGUAUGAAGUCGUUCGCGACGCGAGCGACAACUGCAUCACUGUCUGCAACAUGGAGAACUUUGACCCUCUCGGUGUACAUACUGGUGACAGUAUCGUUGUAUCGCCAAGUCAGACGUUUAGCGACGAGGAGUACCACAUGCUCCGAUCUGCCUCUAUCAAGAUUGUCCGACAUCUGGGAGUUGUCGGCGAGUGCAACGUACAAUAUUGCUUGCAGCCUGAUGGUCUCGAUUACAGGGUCAUUGAGGUGAACGCCCGCCUGUCUCGUUCGUCUGCAUUGGCGUCUAAAGCGACUGGAUACCCACUUGCGUACACUGCGGCAAAGAUUGGUCUUGGACACACCCUCCCUGAACUACCAAACGCAGUUACCAAAACCACGACCGCAAACUUCGAGCCCAGUCUGGACUAUGUCGUUACCAAGAUGCCUCGAUGGGAUCUUAGCAAGUUCCAAAACGUCAAGCGCGACAUUGGCAGCUCUAUGAAGUCGGUUGGUGAGGUCAUGGCCAUUGGUCGCACGUUUGAGGAGUCAUUCCAGAAAGCCUGCCGACAAGUCGACCCCAAGUACCUUGGUUUCCAGGGUGAGAAGUACGGCGAGAGCCUCGACGACGAGUUGAAGAACCCUACAGACCGUCGAUGGCUUGCUGUUGGCCAGGCUCUGUUCCACGAAGGCUACACCGUUGACAGGGUCCACGAACUCACCAAGAUCGACAGGUGGUUCCUGCACAAGCUCCAAAACAUCGUCGACUGCACACAUGAGCUUGAGGAUAUUGGCAGCUUGUUUGGUCUGAAGAAGGAGAUCAUCCUCAAGGCCAAGAAGCUCGGAUUCUCUGACAAGCAAAUCGCCAAAGCCGUUAACAGCACAGAAGACGAAGUUCGCGCGCGCAGGAAGAGCUUCGGUAUCAGGCCAUGGGUUAAGAAGAUUGAUACAUUGGCUGCAGAGUUCCCUGCAGACACCAACUACCUCUACACGACUUACAACGCCUCAUCGCACGAUGUAACAUUCGACGACCACGGUGUUCUCGUCCUUGGUAGCGGUGUCUACCGUAUUGGAAGCUCCGUCGAGUUCGAUUGGUGCGCUGUCAAUGCUACCCGCUCCCUCAACGCGCUCGGAAAGAAGACUGUCAUGAUCAACUACAACCCCGAGACUUACAGUACCGACUUCGACGUUGCAGACAAGCUUUACUUUGAAGAACUGAGCUACGAGCGUGUCAUGGACAUCUACGAGCUUGAGACCGCUAGCGGUGUCGUUGUCUCUGUUGGUGGCCAGCUUCCUCAGAACAUUGCCUUGAAGCUUCAGGAGUCUGGCAAGGCAAAGGUCCUUGGAACUGACCCUCGCGACAUCGACAAGGCUGAGGACCGUCACAAGUUCUCUUCUAUUCUUGACUCGAUUGGUGUAGACCAGCCAGCCUGGAAGGAGCUUACUUCGUACGAUGAAGCGAAGAAGUUCGCAAACUCUGUCGGAUACCCAGUUCUUGUCCGACCUUCUUAUGUUCUUUCUGGAGCUGCGAUGACUGUCAUCCGUGGGGAGGAAGAGCUAAAGGAGAAGCUCCUUGCUGCUUCUAACGUAUCGCCCGACCACCCAGUCGUCAUCACUCAGUUCAUUGACGGCGCUCAAGAAAUUGACUGUGACGCAGUCGCGUCCAACGGAAGCGUCCUUGUACAUGCCAUCAGUGAGCACGUUGAGAACGCUGGUGUUCACUCUGGCGAUGCAACUCUCGUGCUGCCUCCCGUCAACCUCGACAAACGCAUCCAGGAACGCGUCAAGGAGAUUGCGGACAAGGUUGCCAAGGCUUGGAACAUCACUGGUCCCUUCAACAUGCAGAUCAUCAAGGAGGAAGUCGAAGGUUCUGAGCCAAACCUCAAGGUCAUCGAGUGCAACCUCCGUGCUUCUCGUUCCUUCCCCUUCGUCAGCAAGGUCCUGGGUACCAACUUCAUUGAUGUCGCCACCAAGGCCCUCGUUGGCCGUGACGUGCCUGAGUUUACUGAUCUCAUGGCUGUCGAGAGAAACUACCUUGCCACCAAGGUUCCCCAGUUCUCAUGGACCAGGUUAGCGGGUGCUGACCCCUACCUCGGCGUUGAGAUGUCGUCUACCGGUGAGAUGGCUUGCUUCGGUAAGGACCUCGUAGAGGCCUACUGGGCGUCUGCUCAGUCGCAGAUGAACUUCCGUCUUCCCCAGCCUGGCGAGGGUCUUCUCUUUGGCGGUGACGUCACACCCAACUCUCUCCACUCCAACUCCCUCAUCCAAAUCGCCAAGUAUGUACACGCACUUGGUUACAGGUUCCUUGCUGCCAACAAGGAAGUGAAGGAUCUCCUUGAGAAGAACACUGAAGGCGUCAGCGUUGACGUCAUCGAGUUCCCCAAGGAAGACAAGAGGAAGCUGCGUGAGGUGUUCGAGAAGAACGACAUCCGGGGCUGCUUCAACUUGGCCAAGUACAGGGCCAACGGCCUGCUCGAUGAGGAUUACGUGAUGAGGAGGAACGCCGUCGACUUCGGCGUACCGCUAUUCAUGGAGCCCAAGACCGCCGUUUUGUUCGCCCAAUGCAUGAGCGAGAAGCUGCCCAAGAAGGAAGGUAUCCCAAGCGAAGUCAGGUCAUGGAGCGACUUUGUUGGUGGACGGCCAUUGUAAUAAGCUACUCAAGUAUUCUUAGGGUUGCGUAUAUGGGAUAAGAAGGGAUUGGGAUGUACGAGAUAUACCACGAUGUUGGAUUGAGGUCCGAUUCAGAUCUAGGACCAGGACGAAGAUUAUGUUUCCAUGUGUAUAGCGUUUCUCAGCUCAUGACUAAACUGCAUGGGCAGUUCGGAGGUGUUCGGGCAUAAUGUUUGGGUUGAAAAGUGUAUCGCUCGUGUGGCUAGUAUCAAAAAUGAUGUCUUCAU
This is a messenger RNA of Pyrenophora tritici-repentis Pt-1C-BFP, 3764 nucleotides long. RefSeq names its product CarB, Carbamoylphosphate synthase large subunit protein. The record is from RefSeq and is a predicted model, not a curated record. Gene Ontology annotation, cellular component: cytoplasm. Lineage: Eukaryota; Fungi; Ascomycota; Dothideomycetes; Pleosporales; Pleosporaceae. Gene Ontology annotation, molecular function: ATP binding; carbamoyl-phosphate synthase (glutamine-hydrolyzing) activity; metal ion binding.